Molecule: messenger RNA, 1942 nt
Organism: Trifolium pratense (red clover)
Lineage: Eukaryota; Viridiplantae; Streptophyta; Magnoliopsida; Fabales; Fabaceae
Product: aluminum-activated malate transporter 9-like
Exons: 6
Coding region: 25-1776 (583 amino acids)
Biological process (GO): malate transport
Cellular component (GO): plant-type vacuole membrane
Source: RefSeq, a predicted model, not a curated record
GAUUUGUUAUCACAUUCCAAAAUCAUGACAUAUUCACAAAAGGUACCUAUACUAGGUUCUUUUCGUCACAGUUUCAAGGAGAGAAAAGAGAGAGUUUCAUCAAUAAAAGGUUAUUCACAAAUAGAGAUCCCACUAUUGGAAUCUGACGAUGAGAAUUUCUUUACAGGAAAAGGAGGGAAAAUGCUAUGGCUCGAUUGGAAGAAAAUGAAGCGCGUGGGUGUGAGAGUGUGGGGUAUGGGUCAUUCUGAUCCGAGGGAAGUUAUUUUUGCUGUUAAAAUGGGUGUUGCUCUUUUUAUUAUUUCGUUGUUGAGUUUUCUUAAACAACCGUUUCAAGAUGUUGAGAAAUAUUCUCUUUGGGCUAUUCUUACCGUUGUUCUCAUCUUCGAAUUCAACAUAGGAGCAACACUAAGCAGAAGUCUAAACAGAGGAAUAGGAACUUUAUCAGCUGGAGGACUUGCUUUGGCAUUAGCAAUGCUACCAAAAUUAGCUGGACAAUGGGAAAAAAUUGUAAUGAUGGUCAGCAUCUUCAUUGUAGGAUUUUGUGCGACGUAUGUAAAACUAUACCCGACAAUGAGGGCUUAUGAAUAUGGUUUCCGCAUGUUCACGAUCACCUAUUGCUAUGUUAUCGUAUCUGGAUAUCAAACCGGCGAAUUUCUUCAGACCGCUACAGAUAGAUUUUUACUCAUUGCCAUUGGUGCUACUGUAUCUAUUGUUGUUAAUGUGUGCAUAUAUCCAAUCUGGGCCGGCGAGGAUCUACAUAAUCUUGUCGCGCAAAAUUUCACGGGUGUUGCAACAUCGUUAGAAGGUGUCGUAAAUAACUACCUUAACUGUAUUGAAUACGAGAGGGUGUCUUCGAAAAUUCUUACGUUUCAAGCUUCUGAUGAUGUAGUUUACAGUGGAUACAGAUCAGCUGUUGAAUCUACAAGCACAGAGGAUGCAUUGAUGAGUUUUGCUAUCUGGGAGCCACCUCAUGGUCGUUACAAGAUGUUUAGAUAUCCAUGGAAAAAUUAUGUUAAAGUAAGUGGAGCACUCAGACAUUGUGCAUUUAUGGUCAUGGCUAUGCAUGGAUGUAUACUUUCUGAAAUUCAGGCUCCAGCCGACAAGAGACAAGUUUUCCGCAAGGAGCUUAAGAAUGUAGGUUCUGAAGCAGCUAACGUUCUACGUGAACUAGGUAACAAAAUUAAAAAGAUGGAGAAACUAGGCGAAGAAGACAUCCUUUUCGAAGUACAUGAAGCAGCAGAAAGGUUACAACAAAAGAUCGACAAAUAUUUUUUCUUUCAUGUAAAUGCAGAGCUGUGUGGAACCGGUAACAUGCCAAGAAACGAGAAUGGUUCUCGAGGCCUCUUACAAAUGGAUGAAGAAAGACAUUUCUUACAGUCCAAGUCACUAAGUGAAGCUGCGCUUGAUUUAGGAUCAGUUAGUUUUCCAAAAAGUUGGGAAGAGAAUCUUGUUGCACCCGACAACAUCCUUAAGCCUGCAAUUGUUGUUACCGAUGGAAACAUGCUUAGGAAACAAACAUCUAUGCCUGCACAUUUUUCAUUUCAAACUGAUCUAAAGACGAAAGUGGAAGUAUCGAAAACCUAUGAAAAUGCAAGUUCAUUAACUUUGGCAACAUUCGCAUCACUUUUGAUUGAAUUUGUGGCAAGGCUACAUAACCUUGUUGAUUCUUUUGAAGAAUUAGGUGAGAAAGCAAAGUUUAUGGACCCUCUUCAGCAACAAGAACCUGUAACUUCUGGUUGGACUAGAUUGUUUAAUUGUUUCAAAUCUAAGGAUUAACAGCUACACUUAACACUUGUGAUAUGUAUCAUGGACAGAUCCAAAUGUUGGUGUCCAAAAAUAAAAACAUGCAUUACUAAUCUAUGAAGCACGGACACACGAUGCUCUUCGGAUUAGGUGUAUCAUGGAUACUUAUGAUUACAUUGAAUUAUGUGAUUUUCUUAAA